Phymastichus coffea is the source of this 1305-nucleotide messenger RNA. RefSeq lists its product as uncharacterized. The transcript has a single exon. Lineage: Eukaryota; Metazoa; Arthropoda; Insecta; Hymenoptera; Eulophidae. Bases 1 to 1305 code for a protein of 434 amino acids. The record is from RefSeq and is a predicted model, not a curated record.
AUGAAUUUAUCAAGCGAUCAAACGCUUCGAGUGGAGCAAAUCGCCACUAAAUUUCAAUCCCUUGAAAGGUAUGUGAAGGUGUUAGCGGAUUAUUUGAAAGACAACCCAAAUCCCACUAACGCUAAGUUACGACUUAAACGAGUCGAGAGCUUCUACGAUGAGUAUAGUCAGCUCAAUGAAGAGCUUUUCAAACUCCAACCAACGCAUGCUCUUAUCGAGUCAUUCCAAGAGCUAUCUAACCUUUAUUACGAGGUAGCAACUUCAACUACGGUAUUAUUUGAAGGACCUUCAGCUCAUUCUACCUUGAACAACAGCAACAUUACAAUCACCGAGCGGCAGGAUAGACCCAGACUUCCGGAUAUUACCAUAGAGAAAUUUGAUGGAUCGCGCAAGAAUUGGGCCAUAUUCAAAAGCAACUUUGUUACCCUCGUUCACAACCGAACCGACCUUAGCGAUGAUUUCAAGGCCGGACAACUUUUUUCCCUUUUAACUGGUAGUGCUCGUAGCAAAGUCCAGGAAUACGAUCCAUGUGCGGAUGACUAUGCCAAUGCGUGGCAAGCCUUGCUAGAUUCAUACGAUCACAAACGGAUUGUAGCUAAUCGUCACCUAAACGCGAUUCUGGAUCUUCCUAAGGUUAGGGGAGAUAGGAAUAGCAAGGGAGUGGCUCUCUCUGAUCUUUAUGACACCGCUCGUCAACAUCUCAAUGUCUUGAAGCGAAUUGACGCACAACCAAGCGACGAGAUUGUCGUGAGGAUCAUUGAGAGGUGCUUGCCCCCUUACCUCUUUGGGCGUUGGAAUGACAAAUUAGAAGUUAAUCAACUCCCUUCUCGAGAGUCUUUAUUCCAGUUCAUCCAGAAGGCAAUUUUCAAACAAGAAGCCUUUGAUGAAUCGAAUGAUUACUCAUCAAACUCCAGAAAACGUCCGGCUGGAUCUGCUAUAGAUACCUCUAACCCAAAAUCAAGGGCUAAAUCCUUAGUCACCACUACCUCUAAUGCAUCCACAUCACCAGCUCCUGCGUCCGUCAAUUUACCCUGUCCAAAAUGCAAGGGUACUCAUCGAUUGUUUAAGUGCGAUGCCUUCAAGUCUCUUGAAGUUCAAGAGCGUUGGAGAUUCGCAAAACAGAACGAUCUUUGCUUCAAUUGCCUUUGGAAACAUCCUCGCCCUUGUAGUAGCAAUAAACAUUGCAAACAUCAGGUUGAUAACAAGCCUUGUGGGAAGAAUCACCAUACAUUACUUCAUUCGGAUACAGGUUCCAAACCCAAGGGUAACAAAGAUACCUCAAGUUCCAAUACUCCACAAGCAUGA